GCCCCUCGCCGGACGCUCUCCCACAGAGAGGAACUCGGCCCCAAGCCCCGGAGACCCGCGCAGGCCGCCUCCGGAGGAGCCCCCGCAGACGCCAUACUAAAAGCCAAAAUGGCUGCCCCAAGGAAGCCCGCACCGCGCAGCUAGUGAGGGCUGGGUAACAAGCUUCUGCGGGAAGGGGGGAGGGGGGCUAGAGGAAGAGCCGUCGCCAGGACCAUCGCCCCCCGAGCCGCACAGGUUCUGGUUACAGCCACCCCUCGCCAUAACUUUUGACCUAUAUUUGGAAAAAUACUGGCCAGAAAAAAAAAAUGAUAAAAUUUUUCCUCAUGGUGAAUAAACAAGGGCAGACCCGACUUUCUAAGUACUAUGAACAUGUGGAGAUUAAUAAGCGUACGCUUCUGGAAACAGAAGUCAUAAAGAGCUGUCUCUCUCGAUCCAGUGAACAAUGCUCUUUCAUUGAAUAUAAGGAUUUUAAGCUGAUAUAUCGGCAGUAUGCAGCUCUCUUCAUUGUGGUCGGAGUUAAUGACACUGAGAAUGAGAUGGCAAUUUAUGAAUUCAUCCAUAACUUUGUGGAAGUUUUAGACGACUACUUCAGCCGAGUGAGUGAAUUAGAUAUAAUGUUUAAUUUGGAUAAAGUACACAUCAUUUUGGAUGAGAUGGUGUUAAAUGGCUGCAUUGUGGAAACGAAUCGGGCAAGAAUUCUUGCCCCUCUACUAAUUCUUGAUAAGAUGUCAGACAGCUGAAAACAGAAAGGCUCUGCCAGACAACAUCGACUUACAGGAAAUGAGGACACCAUGGAAUACCUCUCAACAUCACUAGCCCAAAAGAAUCUGGAAGACCAAACACUGCAAAAUGGGCUGUCCUUCCAAAGACAUUUUAAAUAGGUGUUUUCCACAGUUCCUAAAUGGAAAACAAAACUGUAUUUUAAAACAUGAGGCACAAAGAAAAUUUUUCUCUAAACGGAGAGACAAAUUUUAUUUUCUGAAGCAUUUUUUUUCUCCCUUAUUUAGAUUUUGUGGAGUACUGAGGGAAACUCUUUUGGUCUCUGCUUCCCUUUGCAAAGGGAUAAAUUCAGGAACAGCAUCAUGGGGUGGGAAGAAAAUGUGGCACCUAUUGGCCAAUAAACUUUUAAAAUUGACUUGAACAUGCAUAGCACUUUGAAUAAUACUGUUUUCUGAAUGCUAUCUUUUUCCUUAAGUCAAAAUGUGUGUACCUAAUGAAAAUUGCAAAAUCAAAUAUUCUUUGCCAGUUUCUAAAAGCCUGAUAUCCAUUUUAUGGGUACUUGGCAAUUACAAUGACAUCAUGUAAUUAACUCUAUAGAGAAUGUUACUACCUAAUAAUGAAUCGCUAAGACAACCCUUAUAGCUAUCCUACAUGCCAUAUUGUGAAGAGUUAGUCUUAGUAGUAAACUUAUUUGUAAAUGAAAUUUAGUUCAAAGUUUAAAAAAAGAAUGCAAGAGAACAUCUCUGUUCAGGUUGCCAUGAAAUGACUCCGUCUUCCCCUCCCUUUUAUUCUUUCAACCCCUUCUCCUGGAAUGUGUUGAAGCAAAGAAAACUUCUAAGUCACUAUAGAAGAGCAAUGCUCUGAUCCUCCCAAACCUUUCUGUGUAUAUGCUUUUGCUUUGUAACAGUAGGAGAUACAGAGCUGUCUUAAGUAAAAGCAGGUUCAUGUGCAUGUUAGGGUAGGAGGGCAAGUACAUUGGAGGACACAGAAAUAUAGUCUUGAUACAUGAAGAUAUUGUGCCACCCUAUGGAAUUCCAAGAGUUCUUUCACCUACAACACUCUGUCCUGCAAAAGAGGACGCAAAUGGGCAUUCUAGGCAGUAAUUCAUUCAGUACUGUCUGAUCUCUCUCCCUCUCUCGUGUGUGUGUGUAUAGGGGGAUUUUGUUUAAGUUCUCUGUGUUUCUAAAACUUCACUUACAUAUUUCAAAGUUUGCAUCUACCAGGCAACCAGUCAAUAAUGGACUCCAGAAGCAAACCUUAAUUGUUCUGGACUCAUUCAGGAAGGCAGAGGAAAGGCUUCUGACCUGCCAGAACAGUGAAUGGUAUGCAUUAAGUAGCCAAGGUCUGGGGAAAGCCCAGUCUAAAUCAAAGUGCUUUGGAGGUCUUUCUGACAUAAUUAGUUGGGAAACACUGGCCUAGUUGGUAGGCACUUAAUCAGUAGCACAUUCGGGUAACUGCUGAAACUGGUACACCAGAAGUAACUAGGGAGUGAAUAAAAUUAAUUUUGGGGUCACACCAAAAUAGCAUUCAAAUAACAUCUUGGCACAGAUUUUAGUACCUUGAGAGAAUAAUAAUUUAAAAAAAUACUAGGUAGAUACCACUGGAAAAAAUACUCCAGAGGCUAGUGUAUGUGAAGACCCAAGUAGAUGUCUCACAGUACUUAUACACAAAGUGAACUCUAAUGUGACUCUCUGUUGUGUGACAGGCUGUGUCAUCAUCUCACUUCAGGUUUAUUGCUGAACUGUGACUACCAGCUUUAAGUGAUUUUCAGACUCAUGAAAUUUAUGUCUCAGACUGGUCAGCUUUACCUUGUUCUUGGACUUUUAGUUCUACAGGAAGAUUCCUGACAUUUCAGAGUUACUCACUGUAUAAGACUCAUCAACUUUACCUGCUGUAGCAAUGUGCUAGACCAGGAUUCAGCAAACCUUUUCUGCAAAGGACCAGACAGUAAAUAGUCUAGGCUUCGUGGCCCAUACGGUCUUUGCUGUAACCACUCAGUUCUGCCACUGUAGUGCAAAAAAGAGCCAUAGAUUAUACAUAAAUAAGUCAGCAUGGCUGUGUUCUAAUAAAACUUUAUUUCUUUAUGGACACAAAUCCGAAUUUCAUAAAAUUUUCACAUAAGAUAUUAUUAUUCUUUUUUAUUUUUUUCAACCACUUAAAAAUUUAAAAACCAUGUUUAGUUCAUGGGCCAUACAAAUGCAAACGGCAGGCCACAGUUUGCUGACCCCUGUGCUAGACUAGUCUUGGUAAAAGCUGGCUAUUGACAGACAUUUUAGAGACUUAAAUAAUACACAUAAACUGGAUUUUAAUUCUACUGCUAGUAUAAAGUUCUAGUCAUGCAUCCAUGUAUUGAGACAAUCGCCACCACUGUUUUCUGGAUUAAAGCAUAGGUCAUACGUUUAAAUAUUGCUAUUAUGUUUUAUUUUAACUUUUAUUCUCGCAGAGAACUGUGAAGCUAACAAUAAGGUAAAUUAUGUGAAUGCUGCCUCUGAUUACAUAGUCACAACAUUCUCAUGCAGAGAACAGAAACACUACUCAAAUGAUUGACCGCAAUGGGAGAAAUCUCUUCUAAUGUAGAAAGGGAACAUACCUUUUAAACAGGUAAAUUGUGGGCAAUUCCAAAAAAUGCUUUUCACGCCUAUAAAAUCCAUUUGGCUAAAUCAGACCUAGUGACAUUUCUUUUACCUAGAUGCAUAGAUAUGAUAAGUCACAGGAAAAUGGAAAUAUAGCCCCUUUUCAAAACCAGGAAAUAGCAUUAUCCCAGUGGUUUCUUUUCACACUAACACAACAUUCAAAAAUCAUUCUUGGAUCUUAGACUUACACAUCGCUGAAGAUACAAUGGUAAGUAGCAUACUUGGUGUUUAAAAAGUUAACACAAAUAACUUGGCUAUUUUCACCUGAAGAAUACUUUAAAGACAGAACACAAGAGUUGGAUCACAAGCAUGUGAACAUAUAUUUCUCCUAGCUUUCCAGUUUCAGUAAGUGUAUUUACACAGAAAAAUACAU
Messenger RNA from Mesoplodon densirostris (Blainville's beaked whale), 3726 nucleotides. It is a transcript of the gene AP4S1, whose product is annotated as adaptor related protein complex 4 subunit sigma 1. The record is from RefSeq and is a predicted model, not a curated record. Gene Ontology annotation, cellular component: intracellular membrane-bounded organelle. Gene Ontology annotation, biological process: vesicle-mediated transport; protein transport. Bases 306 to 740 code for a protein of 144 amino acids. NCBI's taxonomy places the organism in Eukaryota, Metazoa, Chordata, Mammalia, Artiodactyla, Ziphiidae. The transcript has 6 exons.